Messenger RNA from Spodoptera frugiperda (fall armyworm), 2797 nucleotides. RefSeq lists its product as uncharacterized. The transcript is spliced from 5 exons. The record is from RefSeq and is a predicted model, not a curated record. The coding region runs from base 502 to 1167 and encodes 221 amino acids. NCBI's taxonomy places the organism in Eukaryota, Metazoa, Arthropoda, Insecta, Lepidoptera, Noctuidae.
CUGGUAAGUUGAGUAACUUUCCGAACGCAGUGGUUGACGCACGCACGAGAAAUCCGAAAAUUAUACAAAAAAAGUUUAUUUUUCAAACUUUAAUGUAAAAGAAACGUCACAAAGUUAAAUAAUCAAAUCGUUAAUUAAGAAGUGUGUACUUAAAAUAUUCGGCUGUGUAAUAUUAAUUCGGAAUUGGUCGCCGUGUAGUGUUUGAAGAAACUUUGAUUUUUUGGUGUCAACAAGUUUACAUCCUUUAGUUGAAAGUUUAUGAAACAAGGCCGUGUUGAAACGAUUUUCUUCUCUAGCGAAGAUACGAAGGGAAACUGUUAUGAUAGCACAGUAUAACUCUAACAAUGGACGUGUCACGGAGCCAAUCUCACAACUUGAAUAGCUAGAAAAUAUUAUAAAAACAAACCAAUUAGCGAGCGCGUCUGUGAAAAAAUGUGACAUAACGCCAUCUAGCCGUUCUUGUAUGAACUACGUAGACAGUGAAAGUGAAAAAUAGUCAAAAUGAAGUUGAAUUUGUUUAAGCGGUCUAUGAUUUUUGCGACGUUUUUCGGUUCGUGUUUGUGUAUUGCGUUGAUAGUGGCGUCUUUGGGGACUACGCAUUGGAUCGAUGCGCGUGCCCGAAGGACAUCGAAUCCAUUGGAAUCUGAAGGGAGGAUCAGUUUCGGACUUUUCGAAGGUCGGAAAGAACUGAACCCUGCAUAUGGGUGGAGGAUUCAUGAUUUUAGUGUGAAAGCCGGUACACAUCCCGCCCGGAGAUGGGCGUGGUGCGGUACAGCCGCGUUGCUAGCGGCGUCAGUCUUGUCAGCGGGCGGCGCAUGCGUGCUAGCCGCCUUGGGAUCGGCUGCGCGGGCGCGUUGCUCCCCCAAACCUCUACUUAUCAGUAAUUCUUUAGCAGUGCUAUUCAGCCUCGGUGCAAUAGCGGUGUGGCUGACGGAAUACUUCCUGAGACUGCAGCACAACGUCAUGUCGGACGAGGACCUGGCCAACACCUGGUCUUCCGACGAUACUGCCGACCUUGGACUGUCCUUCUGGUUGGUGGUAGCAGCCAGUAUAACAGCAUUUGUCAACAAUGUCUGUGUUCUGAUAGCCAUGGCCGAUGGCCGAGACAUGGACACCAUAGCGCCCGCCUUAGAAGAGAAGGUCAAUGGGGCCAUUAUGCUGUAUUAAACCCCGUCAUUCAGAAACUGUCAUAGCCCCAGGGGCCUUAGUCUGCUAUUACAAUUGUGUCAGAAUGGUCGAUCACUGAGCAGUGCGAGAGGGACGGAACUAUGUAGGUUGUAUAGCUCCGUCCCUCUCGCACUGCUCAAUACUGGCCACGGGGCACUGGCCCCUGUAAUAUUAGUGUUUUUCCACCAGAGAUGUACGAAGAUGUAAUAGCUAAGCUGUGAAACUAUGUGACCGUUUCCACUGAUACUAAGCUAUGUAUCUGUGCGAGGAAGAUGCUCAGCUCGAGUAUGCAAUGUAUCGAUAGCAGGGAAGCCAUCCAUAGCACGCAUCUUUCCAUAUAAAAAAACAGCUUAGUGGUAAAUAAAUUAAAAAUUGAAAAUCUCACAUAAAAUAUUAAAUACAUUCCAUAUUGAGCUUUGUGUACUUAAAGCAAGGUAUAAAAUCGUUAAAAAUGCGUAUUUAACUUAGUAGUUUUAAGGUGUAAGAAGGCUGAAUGUUAGUUUAAAUUAAGUUAUGAAUAACUCCGUCCAUUAUUAUUGUAUGUUAUCAAAUUAUUGAUUAAUUAUUGUACAAACGUCUAUAUUUUUAUAAUAACUAUUGUGAAACAUACUAAAUUAACUAAAAAAUCACAGUUUACUCAAGUAAAUUAAUGGAGAAAAGCUCUACUGGUUUCGAAGUCACAGAGGGACAAUUGAGUCGAGUCUGUACACGCUGCUCAUGAUGAAGAGUUCCUCUGUGACUCGAAACUAGUAGAGCAUUUCUCCAUUAAUGUACGUGAGUAAACCGUGACUUUUUAGUUAAUUUACAAACGUCUAAUUUUAUAACUUAUUUUCUUCAUACAGUCAUCAAAUUAAAUCGAUAUUAAAUUCUAAUCCGAAGUUGAUUGUAGAUUUCUCUAAUAUUAUAUUAAAUGUUAUAAUGUAAAGAACUUUUGUUCAAAACGAAUUCCGUCCGUAGGUACUUUGUGAAAAAUCAGCACAUAUUUGUGUAAUAACCAUCGUGAAACACUAAAUUAAGAAAAAAACCCUGUUUAUUAAGGUAAAUAUUGAGAAAGGCUCUACUAGUUUCAAGUCAAAAACUCUUUCUCAUGGGCAGCGUGUGUGGGUGCGGUGACGUCACGCAUCCUACUCAGACCGCCUACAGAGUCUGUAGGAAACUAGUAUUUUGACUGGCGCAGUGGAUGAGCGACUGGUUGCCGCGCAACGUGUUGCGGGUUCGAUUGCCGCAUGAAACAACCCUUUAUGUCAUCCACAGAUUGUUGUUCCGGGUCUGGGUGUCAUGUGUAUGUGAAAUUGUAUGUUUGUAAACGCAUCCAGGAUACAGGAGAAAAUCACAAUUUGGGAAAACAUUUAAAAAAAUAUAUUGUGUGAGUAUUUUCUCAAUAUUUACGUGAGUAAACCGGCAUUUCUAAUUAAUUUAGCACAAACAACUUUAUCCUAGCUAGGUAUUUAUAUAUCUAUCAAAGUUAUAACAUUAUUUACUCAGCACAUAUUAUUCUAUGUAUAUUAGUUGUGCCAUUAGUAUAAGGAAACACCUCUUUGUAAUAGGACUAUUUUGGUGUACUUAUUUGUAUUACAAUCUUGUAUUUAAUUGUUUUUUUUAAUACAUUAAUAAAAUAGUGAUUGGUAUA